Dictyostelium purpureum is the source of this 762-nucleotide messenger RNA. Its product is annotated as ribosomal RNA methyltransferase. Gene Ontology annotation, cellular component: cytoplasm. Gene Ontology annotation, molecular function: tRNA methyltransferase activity. Lineage: Eukaryota; Evosea; Eumycetozoa; Dictyosteliales; Dictyosteliaceae. Gene Ontology annotation, biological process: cytoplasmic translation; tRNA methylation. The transcript is spliced from 2 exons. Bases 1 to 762 code for a protein of 253 amino acids. The record is from RefSeq and is a predicted model, not a curated record.
AUGGGUAAAUCAUCAAAAGAUAAAAGAGAUAUUUAUUACAGAAAAGCAAAAGAGGAGGGAUGGAGAGCCAGAUCUGCAUUUAAAUUAAUUCAAAUCGAUGAAGAAUAUUCAAUUUUUGAAGAUGUUAAAAGAGUUGUAGAUUUAUGUGCUGCUCCAGGUAGUUGGAGUCAAGUAUUAAGUAGAAGAAUUUAUGGUGAUGGUAGCGACCCAAAUGUUAAAAUUGUUGCAGUAGACAUUCAAGAAAUGGCACCACUUAAAGGUGUUGUUCAAAUAAAGGGUGAUAUCACAAAAUACGAAACCGCAAAGCAAAUCAUUUCACAUUUCGAUGGCUCAUUAGCCGAUUUAAUUAUUUCCGAUGGUGCACCAGAUGUUACUGGUUUACAUGAUAUUGAUUUUUAUGGUCAAUCACAAUUAAUUUUAUCAGCAUUAAAUAUUGUAGUACAUACAUUAAAACCAGGUGGCACAUUUGUUGCCAAAAUGUUUAAGGGCGAUGAUAUGAGCCUUAUGUUUUCACAGAUGAAACUUUUCUUUGAACAUGUUUCAUUUGUAAAACCAAAAAGUAGUAGAGACUCCUCAUUGGAAAACUUUGUUUUAUGUAAAAAUUAUCAACCACCAGAAAAUUAUAACCCAAAAAUUAUAGAUAUCAAUAAUAGUUGUAAUAAUAAUAAUAAUAGUAAUAAUAAUAAUAAUAAUCAAGAAUUUUUUGUGGAUAGUUUAAUUGUACCUUUUAUAGCAAUUGGUGACUUAAAAGGUUUUGAUUAA